UUAGUCUACUUGUUCACCAUCAUGGCCACCAAUCCAGCAGCGUGUGCAGUGUUCCAGUUGCUGUCAGUAAUUUCCUUCAGCUGUGUUGAUCUUCAGCUCAAUCUGUAUCACCUGUAUGAGUUGAUCAGUGAGUGUAUUUGACAGCAGGGCUGAUUCAGCAUCUUCACACACUCUUCAUCUGAAGCUUCACUGAAGGUGAUCAUCUGCAGACCAAGGUUCAUGAUGUUCCUGCUGAGGAGUCUUCUGCUGCUUUCUAUCGUGUUCUCCAUGGAGGGUGCAGAUGAGGAGCGACUUCGCUGUGAAAGAGGCUGGAGCGGGUCUGGCUCUCGCUGCUUCAGGUUUUUCUCCAGGUCUGUGAACUGGGUCACAGCAGAGAGAAACUGUCAGAGUCUUGGAGGGAAUCUGGCUUCUGUGCAUGAUCAAGUGGAGAAUGACUUUCUGCUGAGUCUGGUGCCGGGCUCCACACGCUGCUGGAUUGGUGGCCAUGAUGGUGAACAAGAUGGACAGUGGUUGUGGUCUGAUGGAUCUGUGUAUGGUUACACCAACUGGUGCUCAGGAGAGCCUAGUAGCGGGUCUGAACACUGCUUGGAGAUCAACUGGACAUCGGACCGUUGCUGGAACAAUCAGGGCUGUUCGACCCGAAUGGGCUAUCUGUGUGCUAAACGGCGUGUACCGUGUUAGUGUGACUGUAACUUCACCUGAGUCUUCUCUCUGUUUUUCACAUCAAACCAAUAAAAGUGGAGUAAAUGGUUACU
Danio rerio (zebrafish) is the source of this 755-nucleotide messenger RNA. Lineage: Eukaryota; Metazoa; Chordata; Actinopteri; Cypriniformes; Danionidae. The record is from RefSeq and is marked predicted. Gene Ontology annotation, molecular function: carbohydrate binding. Gene Ontology annotation, cellular component: extracellular region.